This is a messenger RNA of Ceraceosorus guamensis, 291 nucleotides long. RefSeq lists its product as hypothetical. The annotation marks the transcript as partial. Gene Ontology annotation, molecular function: RNA polymerase II cis-regulatory region sequence-specific DNA binding; DNA-binding transcription factor activity, RNA polymerase II-specific. Gene Ontology annotation, cellular component: PcG protein complex; transcription regulator complex. Gene Ontology annotation, biological process: regulation of transcription by RNA polymerase II. The record is from RefSeq and is a predicted model, not a curated record. NCBI's taxonomy places the organism in Eukaryota, Fungi, Basidiomycota, Exobasidiomycetes, Ceraceosorales, Ceraceosoraceae. The transcript is spliced from 2 exons.
GAGAAUUGCGAGAAAACCUUCAGUAGGCGUUCAGACCUUGCCAGGCACAAGCGCAUACAUACGGGUGAAAGACCCUACCCGUGCGAAUUUCCAGGUUGCGGCAAGAGUUUCAUCCAACGCUCGGCUCUCACUGUGCAUUCCCGGGUGCACUCGGGAGAGCGGCCUCACAGAUGCGAGUUUCCAGGUUGCGGCAAGAGCUUCUCCGACUCUUCGUCGCUUGCGCGGCAUCGACGCACUCAUUCAGGCCGGCGACCGUACGUGUGCCAGCAUCCGAAAUGUGGAAAGCAGUUU